UUUUUUUUUUUCUAUUACCAUUUUAUUAUAUCUUUUUGAGAAAAAAAAAUGAUCACUGCAAGAUAUGAACCUUUAUUAUUCCCAAGAGAACGUUCACCUUCUCCUCAUCUUAGUUCCUCGCGUUUUACACCUUCAACACCAUCCACUCCAACCAAUUCAAAAAAUGACACUGAUGAUAUUGAUCGUUUUAUGGAAUUAGCUCAUGCUGCUUUAGAAGAAGCUACAAAAGAAGAAGAUGCAAAAGGUGUUCUUCAAGAAUUAGUAGAACGUGUUUUGGCCAGAACAGGUGCUCCCUUAAUGGCAGGUGUCAUUGCUGAACAAUUACGUAGUCAAGAAGUCAUUGAACAAUUAGCUGAAAAAAGUUAUGAACGACAACGAAGAAGACAGAUACAAAAAUAUUCUACGACUUUCAAAUCACAAAAACGACGAAAUUAUUCAUCAGUUAAUAAUACUUUAUCGCAGGACGAAGGUAAUCAUUCAUUAUCAGCACCACCAUCAACAACAACUUUAAUAUCAUCGUCAUCAUCAUCAUCAUCACAAAGAUUAACCGUAUCAGCACCUUCAUCAUCAUUAUCAUCAUCAUCAUCAUCAUCGUCAUCAUCAAUAUCAUGUUUAUCCAAUAUAUCAUCAUUAAAAGAUCCUCAAGAUCCGGAAACUUUGGAUGAAGCAGUGACUCGAGAUCAAUUUGUGAUUCAACAACAAUUACAUACUGAUGAUACUAAACAUGAUUCUUUAUUACUGAUAUCUGAAUAUAUUUGGCGAUUAUUCCGACUUUUGAUAUUAGCAAGUCUAGUGGCUUUAAUAUAUCAUUAUGUAUGUGCCUAUCCCCAACAAUUCUUCAUUUGAUUCCUUUUUAUAUAUAUUUAUAUAUAUCUUACAUAGUAUCCCCCCUUUCCUUUAUUUUUUUUUCUUUUUAUAUAUACUUGAAGAAACCAUCUAUUAUCUAUCUAUAUACAUAUACACAUACAACAAAAAAAAAGAAAAAGUUUCUUCUUCCCUAUUCCUGUUUUUCCCUUAGUAUAGUUUUCAUUCUUUUUAUACAAUCAAUUCAUCAUAAAUAAAUAAAUAAAAAAAAAGAUUAUCUUUAUUGUCCUAUA
This is a messenger RNA of Halteromyces radiatus, 1097 nucleotides long. RefSeq lists its product as uncharacterized. The record is from RefSeq and is a predicted model, not a curated record. The transcript has a single exon. The coding region runs from base 49 to 846 and encodes 265 amino acids. NCBI's taxonomy places the organism in Eukaryota, Fungi, Mucoromycota, Mucoromycetes, Mucorales, Cunninghamellaceae.